Porites lobata is the source of this 7768-nucleotide messenger RNA. NCBI's taxonomy places the organism in Eukaryota, Metazoa, Cnidaria, Anthozoa, Scleractinia, Poritidae. The record is from the annotation of a GenBank genome assembly.
AUGGCGUCUAAUUCAGAGGAUUCGUUUCAAGAGGCGAUUAAGUUCUCUUUGGAAAAACUUGGCAAACCAGACCUGGAACUAAAGAGGGAACAAUUUGAAGCCAUAAGGGCUGUCUGUGUUGAAAGAAAGGACGUUUUAGCCGUAUUGCCGACGGGUUUUGGUAAAUCUUUAAUUUAUCAAAUUUUGCCUGCAAUAUUUGAUUUCCUUCGAAGCAGAGGGGACAAGCAAGAAGAAAACUCUGUCGUUAUAGUUGUUUCUCCUCUUAAUGCCUUAAUGAAGGACCGACUUAAAAAAUUAGAAGGAUUUUUAAAUGUCUGUGUCGUGCAAAGUGUGGAAGACGAGGAAGGAGAGAAUAAAGUAAAUUUGCCUCAAGGUGUGAGGAAAUGCAGUUUGUUGUUCGGUCAUCCUGAGGUUUUUGUUGACCACAAGAACACAUCGAAAAUGCUUAAAGAAAAGCAUUUCCAAGAAAGUGUUCAGGCGAUAGUAAUCGAUGAGGCGCACCUAGUUCAACAAUGAUUAGUGUACUUUAGCUUAAUCACACAUUUAAGCUUAUAUAUGAACGUUAUUAACAAAUAAUAUAAAUAAUAAAAUAAAAUAGUUAUCUAAUAAAGACUAAAAGUCGGACACUAUUUUGCACACUAUUUUAAAUGAAGCCAAUUAAAAUUAAUAACAAGAUACAGAUUUUUUUUAUAGAAUAGUAAACAUGCGUACUAUAUUAAAAUCUUAUUUAUCUGUAAAUAAAUCUUCUAUUUUAAUAUGUACAUAUAAGAUAUAAGCCUUAAGCUUCUUAAAAGUUUUAGUCACGAUGUAGCUUGGAUUUUAAUACUGUAUUUUGAAGUGAAAGUUGAUCUUAUUUAAAAAAGUAAUAUAGUUGUUCCUUCUUGUCCUGUGACAUUCAUACGGGAACUGAACUGGCUUAUAAUGUUGAUAUAGUUUUGAAAAUACAUGUUUCCACUGGUCCCUUCUGUAGUAGAUAACAACAACAUUUUGUUCCACCUAUAACAAGAAAAUAAAGCUAGUUUUUUAAUGUUGCAAGGUAUAAGCUUAUUAAUAUUAUCUCAGUGACUCUGGCUUCCUAGCUUAACUUAAUUUAAUUACAGUGCUCUUAUUAUUAUUAUAUACAGUAGUGCCGUAAUUAAAUUAUGCCAGGAAGCCAGAGUCACUGAGAUAAUUAUAAACAAAAAAUUGUGUCCCAAACAUAAUUACAUUUUUGCGUCGGGAUACCUGUUGUUAUCAAGCACUGGCUGCGUGAACUGGGUACUAGGUAACACGUGAUCGAGCAUUGCUUUAUAGUACGUUGCGCAAAUACGAGGGCCCCUUUCUACCUCUACACCAUCGUGUGGCAAGUUAUCUGUUCAAAUUUUUCAGGCAAGUUCUUUUGUGUUUUUCUUUUUUGUCGGUAUGGAACAGCCGAGGGUUCUGAUUUUGAGUCACUCCUUUAUACGUAGGCUUCGGGAUUUUAUUAUUAGGAAUAGUCCCACAUAUAACCUUAAUUUAAACAUUAAUACCCCGGUUACAAUUCAUUGGCAUGGCGUUGGGGGUCGAACAACCGAUAAGGUUAGGCGGUUUGAUUUAAUCGAAGUAGAACGUUUUAAACCUGAUGUUGUACUUUUACAAAUCGGUACUAACGACCUCACACGCCGUCGGUCCUCUCCAGCAUCUGUUGGCUCUGCCAUCGAGGAUUUGGUCUGUUUACUUCAUAAUGAGUACGGGGUUCGUUUAGUUUGUGUUGGUCAAACCGUUAAAAGGCACCCGGUUGGGGCGUUCAAUGCAAACGUACAAAUCCUGGCGCAGUACCUUCAAGGGGUCUUAGAACCGCUCCCCUUUGCCAUAUAUUGGACGCAUCGGGGAUUUUGGCGGGCUUCCCGUUCAUACUUGUCAUACGAUGGUGUCCACUUAAAUACAGAAGGGCAGCAUAAACUGUACAGGAGUGUAAGGGGGGCAGUACUGCAUUGUUUAAAACGCAUAAAAACAUAAGGAAUUUCUCGCCCAACCAGUUUUAAUUUUGGCAAGUUCAUAGCCUUGGCCAAGGAGUUGCGUUCAGUGGGCUUUUGGUGUCUUUUUAUGUCCUGUCCAUGUGCUUUUGUUGCAAUUUAAUAGUUGCUUUGGGAUUCUGUGCAUUCCUGUGUGAUGCCCAUCCCUGAUUUAUGUCAAUCAUUGUCUUUGGAAUUUGUUGCGUUAUGUGCCUGAGUGACAACCAAAUCCGGCCGUCGUUGACGUGCCCAAUUCACUCCAGCUAUUAACGCUUUUACAUGUGUCUUUAUAGAUACCUAUGUGAUCGGCCCGUGACUGACGCUCUCCCAUCACAUAUGAUGACAUGCGAUUGUUGUAGCUGGUUAAUGGGCAUCCUGCAUUUUUGAAUUAGCGUACAAUGCAUUCUGCCCCCCUUGAUUCUCCUUGUUGUCUAAUCCCGACUUUGCCUAUAACAUGUCCGAAUUAACUCUAGCUAAGUUUUAUAGGCCUUAUUAAUCAGCAUGCCGCCACGAAGGAAAUCGCGACGAACAGCAGGACCGUCAGACGAUACCGUCAGCGUCCAAUUUGUUCCUGACCCGGUCGAAAUCCCCCCCUCCCAAGCGGCUGUUGAGGCGUCUGCAUCUGGUGUGGGAUCGGAGGGCCUUUCUGAUGCAAUGGUUUCGUCUAUUGUCGCUGCGGUGAAAACGGCGAUACAGUCGACCAACGCGGCCCAGAAUUCUUCCCGUUCCAUCAAUCUGGUCACCGACGCAGUGCAACGCGAUGUGCAGUCCCUUACCAAUACUCCAGUUGGGGCCGUUGAGUCGUCAGGUAGCAAGAUAUUACCCAGUGCGCCUUUAUUUUCUAGUAUAGGUGUACCCUUAGGUAGCCGCUUGAGUGCACGCCUAAAGAAUAAGAUCUGGGCGGAGGAAUUCGUCAACUUUGGCUCUCUUCUAGAUAUGUCCCCUAAUCCGGAUAAGUUCGCAUUAUCUAUCACCGCUCCCACCGCCGGAAUUGGGUCUAAAACCCCUAAUUUUACAUUCGAACCGGUACACAAUGCGAAGAAAUUGACGUCUAUUCACGAGUGGGUGUCGGCCUUCCACUCUUUUGUUGCAGUCUACUGCGAAAAAUUCCCCAGAGAGACGCCAAAUUUGAUGCAAUUUUGCGAAACAGUGCGCGACAUCGCCACACGUGGGGGGGACUGGAACUAUUACGAUGAACAGUUCCGGUAUCUUCGUCAAGGCAACCCACAAACGUACCCUUGGGGCGUGGUACAUUGGGAGUUAUGGCAUCGCGCGGUGACUUUUCGUGCCAAAUCUGGAUAUUUUGCAACCGACAAACACAACUCGAGGUUCAGGGGAAAACAAUCAAUGGUCAGAGGGGUGUGUUUCACGUUCAACGCCGGUCGUCCCUGUGCGGGCUGCAGAUAUGACCAUAAAUGCUCCAAAUGUGGUGGUAGACAUGCAGCUACGUCCUGUCAAUCUGCCUCGAACAUUCCCAAACCAGCCGGAGAUAGAACUAUCGCAACUCCAUCGCAUAAUAAACAGCCCGCCAGUAACGCCGGUAAAAGUAUCCACCCUUAGCCCCCUUUUACAACAAUACGACCCUCGUCUUAAGCAAUUUUUGAUUGAUGGCUUUUCGUUUGGAUUUCGCGUUGGGUUUGUUGGUACUAGCCAAUUACGUCUUGCUUCAAAUUUGCGCAGUGCGAAGGACCAACCUGAAAUUUUAGCUGCUAAACUUGAGAAAGAAUGGUGCGCUGGGAGAAUUGUAGGUCCAUUUUCUCGUCCACCUUUUGAUAAUUUUAUUUCUUCACCUUUAGGCGUAGUUCCAAAGAAAACCCCAGGGGAAUUCCGUAUUAUCCACCAUUUGUCAUACCCAGAUGGCUCGUCGGUGAAUGAUUUUAUUCCGGACCAAUUUUCGUCGGUUCAAUAUGCUUCAAUAGGUGAUGCUAUUACACUCAUUAAGUCGUUAGGUAGGGGCUGCUACAUGGCCAAGACCGAUAUAAAAUCAGCUUUCCGCAUUAUUCCGAUUCACCCUGACGAUUACCAUUUACUGGGUAUGACAUGGAAUAAUUCGUACUUUUUGACCGGUGUCUGCCCAUGGGCUGUUCUUCGUCUUGCGCUAUAUUUGAAGCUUUUAGCACUGCGCUCGAGUGGCUUGCUAAACAUUAUCUCUGUGUUUCCGGUGUUUUGCAUAUUUUGGAUGAUUUCUUGUUUAUUGCUACCUCUCAAGGCAAAUGUGCCUCCGAUUUAAACAACUUUUUGAGCCUAUGUGAUAGUUUAGGGGUACCUAUAGCACAUGAACAAACGGAAGGUCCUUCAACCACUUUACAGUUUGCUGGGAUAACACUCGACACGAUUAAUAUGGAAGCACGUCUGCCGGACGAUAAGCUUCAAAAAUGCAAUGCUCAGUUAUUGGACAUGCACAGACGCCGUAAAACUACCCUGAAAGAACUUCAAUCUUUGAUUGGAUUAUUAAAUUUUACUUGUUCAGUUGUUCUACCUGGUCGGGCCUUUCUUCGGCGGCUUGUUGAUCUCACAAAGGGUGUCCGUCUCCCUCGCCAUCGUAUACGGAUCACUGAAGCCUGUCGUCGAGAUUUAUUAGUAUGGCUUCAAUUUUUAAGAGAUUUUAACGGCCGUACAUUUUUUUCUGGACGAUCCGUGGCAGGUUUCACCGCCUCUCAACCUUUACACCGACGCCGCCGGCUCAAAGGGCUAUGGCGCACUUUUUGGGAAACAUUGGUUUUACGGAGAAUGGCCUGCCAAUUGGAAAUCAUUGAACAUUGCAUUUUUGGAGCUCUUUCCGAUUACUAUCUCGCUCCACGUGUGGGCAUGUCAAAUGAGCAAUCAAUGUGUCUCUCUGUUUACUGAUAAUGCGGCUUUGGUUGACAUUAUCAAUAAACAGACUUCAAAACACCCCAUGAUCAUGAUCUUAGUCCGUGACCUUGUCCUAACAUCACUACGUCAUAAUAUUUUGUUUCGGGCUUAUCAUAUACCCGGUGUUGACAAUACCCGGGCGGACUCAAUUCUCGUUUACAGAUUGUAGAUUUCAGGAAAGCAUUCCCAGAUGCCGACCCAGAGCCAACUCUUGUUCCCGAGACCCUUCUCCCGCAGAAGUGGUCGAUACGUUAAAGGAAUUACUACAUUCCUCAUUGUCGGAGCAGUCUCGCAAACAAUACUCACGUGCUUGGGUUGUCUUUACUGAAUUCUAUACCCGCUAUCAGGGUGCCGAUUUACAUUUGCCUGUUUCGACAGCGUGUAUCGCAUUAUUCAUUUCCUUUUUAUGUGCCAAGGGCCUUGCUCCUGCUACCAUAAACUCGUACCUAUCAGCAAUAGCAUAUGUACAUAAGAUCAAAGGCCACUACGACCCGACCAAAUCAUUUUUAGUUGAAAAGCUUCUUGUGGCCGUUGGCCGCCGUGGUCAAGCCGAUGUUCGUAUGCCCAUUUCACGUCCAUUAUUGUACGAAUUAGUUAGAGCUUUACAGCAUACUAGCCCAUCUGCCUAUCGUAGAUCUCUGUUCGGGGCAAUGUUCAUGACAGCAUUUUAUGGUUUCUUCAGAAUAGGUGAAUUAUCUUGCAAUAGUAAACAGCAAGUUGACACCGUUGUGCAAUUUGAUCAAGUCACUUUUUGAAACAAUCUUCUCGAGUGACGGCUGUCAAGAUUGUGAUCACUAAGUUUAAACACAACACGAAUAAUCGGCCGUUUGUCAUAACAAUAGAAAGCGAACCUUCAGAACCGUUUUGCCCCGUGCAGACCUUAAUCGACUACAUUAAACUUAGGGGUUACCAUAAAGGCCCCUUGUUCACGUGUGCAGCCGGCGGGGCAAUCUCGACAAAUAAUUUUAACACUGAGCUCCGUCGUGCUUUGAACUUUUGCGGCCUUGAUUGUUCUCGCUACAAGAGCCAUAGCUUUCGCAUUGGUGCAGCGUGCCAUGCGUCUGAGAAAGGUUUUUCGGAUUCGCAAAAUACGUGCCCUAGGUAGAUGGAGUUCGGACGCUUUUAGAACUUACAUUCGUCCGCCUUCACUCAAGGCUAACUAAUUGUUUUUAAACGUUUCAAAGACACUAGUCAAGCCGCGGUUGGAUCUCCGUUGUAUAGGUCAGUCAGGAGCUGCUAUGCAGUGGUGAUUUUCACUACGGCUAUUUAAACAUCCGUUAUGGGACCAGUAUUUUUGUCUUCAUCUCUGGUUAGCUUUCACGGGCCACGGUGGAUUCUCUGAUGCGUGGGUCAGUCAGGGGCUGCCAUACUGAAAGGGUUUUUCACUGUGGACUCUUUCCGCUAUCACUUACUAUGUACUUUACCAAUCUGUUCUCAUGUACUACUUUAUCAAUACGUUAUCUGUCCUACGAAGGAGCUACGGUCCUGGCACGAAUUGCUAUGUUAUUUAACCUCUGUUUUCAAUGUGAGUUCGCGUGCGGUUCAUGACUAGGUCAGCCAGGGGCUGCUGGAAAUGACCGUACUUUACAAGAUUUUCUUAUAUCCUCGCUGUUUUCAGUUAAAAUAUUCCUCGGGGUUCUUAGUUCCGGAUCUUGGUGGGGUGGUCACACGCUGUGUGCCUUGUGGCGGUUAUUUCUUCCCCACCUUUUCCGAAGAGACAUUCAAUUACUUAAUUUUUUCCAUGUCACGUCACGAUCUGAUUAGUUUGUUAAGCGUGGCGUGACUUUUUAUUGUUAUAUUAAUAAAUACGUCACAAUAGUGGCCAAUUUUAUCCAACCAUAUGAGUACAUUGUCUCUUCGUAAAACUAGUGCGACCCGGAGCUAAUUACCCCUCGACUACCUAAGUUCGCGAGAUUAGUAAAUCCGCAAUAUAUAACUUUCGGAAAGGUAUCGUGAUGUAAAAAAAAAGAUUUUGCUAAAGAUUACGUGAAUUUUCUUUAAAUAAGGGCUUUACCCUUUUGUGUUUAAGGUCCACAUUCAGGCCAGCAUAUGGGAAGACUGGGUUUCUAACCAAUUUGUUCCCCUUAGUACCAGUUGUGGCCCUGACAGGAACAGCAACAAGUGCCACUAAAUGUAGCAUAGUGGAAACAUUGGGUCUUUCAAAUCCAAAAAUUGUUGAAAGCAACCCAGACAGAGCAAACAUUUACUAUGCAUCGCACACUCGUCCUGACAGAGGUGAUGAGAAACUUGAUUCAAUUUUGGAACCCAUAGUUGCUGAGUUGAAAGCCUAUAAGGUAAAGAUGCCCCUUACGUUGAUUUAUGGAAGCCUUGAAACUAUUUCCGACUGCUUUCUGUAUUUUAGCACAAAGAUGGGUAAAGAUCAAUUUUAUCCGCCCAAUGCUGAACCCUUGGCCAAAAACAGAUUGUUUACCCAAUAUCAUGCCCAAUAUCCCGAAAGUGAACGCUCUAGGAUUGUGGAGGAAUUGGUACAGGGCACUUCAACCCAUCGUGUUCUUUUUGUAACCAUUGCUUUUGGACUAUGUAUUGACUGUAAUGACAUUCGAAGAGUUGUACACAUUGGAGUGCCAUACUCAAUGGAAGAUUAUUGUCAAGAAGUGGGCAGAGCUGGGAGAGAUGGUCUACCUACCAGGGCUGACAUAUAUUAUAACUCAUAUGACAUAUCCAGAUCACGAAAAAAUAUGACAGAUGUGGUGAGAAACUACGUUAAGUCAAAAGAAUGUAAAAGAAAAAUGAUUCUAAAUUAUUUUGAUCAUAAAGUUCCUUCCACCCAAGGACCAGCACAUAUGUGCUGUGAUUUUCACAGUGCUCAGUGUGCUUGUGAUGACUGCCUAUUGGCAAGAGCUGCAGAUGACAUGGACUGUGUAGAUACCAGGUACCCUGAUCAACCAUGUGAUUCUUCAAGAGAUCAGUCAGAUAAUUAA